This is a messenger RNA of Eriocheir sinensis (Chinese mitten crab), 2260 nucleotides long. RefSeq lists its product as uncharacterized. The coding region runs from base 585 to 1988 and encodes 467 amino acids. NCBI's taxonomy places the organism in Eukaryota, Metazoa, Arthropoda, Malacostraca, Decapoda, Varunidae. The transcript is spliced from 6 exons. The record is from RefSeq and is a predicted model, not a curated record.
GCCUCAUUCUGGCGCCCGACGCAUCUGAUUGGCUGUUCAGCAGCGCGUCUGUGAUUGGUUCACUUCGCCUCCCAUCUCUCUCUAGCUCUCGAUGACGUCAUUUGUAAACAAAACCUGGCGGGAUAUCAUAGCAGAGACUGCUCAACAUAGACUCAUUCAUUUCCCGGCUAAUAUCAUUGUCUCCUUAGACAUUUACAUUACUCCACAUAGUGUGAUGCAGUGCCUACACGUUCUACAGUAGUAAUACCACCGCGGCACCGCCACAACGGUAGAGAGGGAUGACCUGAUGCCGCUAUCCCGACAUGGUAUACCUCCACCACAGCCUGUAACAGUGGCUGUUCAUCUUCACCCACACCUGAUCCACAUUAGUUGACCUGUUGGAUGGUUCUACUGCUCCCAGCCUGGCUUCCAAAGCAGUCAACCUUACCAGGACCUUCUUACAAAGUCCAGCCAUCUACAACAAAGGUCCACAUGUAACCUGAAGCUGUACCCGCUUACUCCAUCUUUGGGCUCUAGAGGCUGUGGUGUCACAGCCUGCACAGCCACACCAAAACUCCAAGAAGAAGAAGAACAUUGACUUAACAAUGGCAGGACUGGAUAAUCACAGUCAAAGUAGUACUGUUAUGAAUCCUCACGCUCAUGUAUUCGUGAAGUGUAAUUUCUGCAACAAAGACUUCACCAAAGACUGGAGCAGGAAAAGACAUGAAAAGAAAGUUCAUGGUGUAAACACCACAGACAACUAUGAAGUGGCAGAGAUAACAGUUCCUGAUGCUUCAAAAGUGUGCACUUACUGUAAUAAAGUUUUUUCCACCUCCUGUAACAAACGAGCUCAUGAACGUCGACAGCAUGGUGUGAACCCUGGCCCUGUAUCCCAUUCAGAUGGCCCAACUAUUGUGCAAUGUACAGAAUGCAAUGUGACUUUUGCUACCCUUACUGCUUACAGGGAACACCUUUCUUUAGUCCAUGACAUUGAGAUUCACAAAGCUCAGCAUGAGUUUACUUCUGAGGAAGAUUUCUUGAGAUGGAAAGACUGUAUGGAACUGGACAUUGGAGUCAAUUACACGGCUCAUUCUGGACCAAAGAAAUCAUGUGAUGGCACCAAACAGAUAUUCUACUGUCGAAGAUCAGGUGUUCAGUCAACGAAGAUUUCCAGUAAGAGUCGUGCAGAAAAGAGCCAAGGUACCUGUAAGAUGGGGUUUUACUGCACCUCAUCAAUUGAAGUUGUGAAGAAGGAUGAAAAGAUUUGUGUGACCUUUUACUCUGACCAUCGUGAUCACAACCUUGAUUUUAACAGCCAGGUUCACAUGACACUUCCCAAGAGUGAACAGGAUAAGAUUGCAGCUUGUGAUGAAAUCAUCAUAUCUGCAAAGCGUAUGAUUACACAAGGGAUCGAACAUGACAUAAUUUUGGACAGAGUGCGGGAGUCAGCAGGCAGUAAUCGAAUGUCUUUCUUAGAAAACAAGGAUAUAGAUAAUAUUUGUGUUAGGUAUGGAUUGAAUAAAACCCACAGCAGACACUCAGCCAAACCUAAGGUGUCAACAGAAGAAAUUAAUAUGAUUCAUGAUGUAAGUAAUGAGGAAACCUAUGAUAGACAAGUUGUGAAAUACCAGGAACAAUUGAAAAACAAAAUUAUGUUACAGCUUCUCCCAAAAUGUAGUGAAAGUAAGGACCUUCAAGUUUUGAAAACGGCUAAUAGCUUGUUGUGUAAGUUAAUUGCAACAUUAGAUGCUGGCACGAGUUAUCCACCAAACAACAGUAACUGGCCUGUGGAUGUGACAACUGUUUCAGAGCCAGGUAAUAAAAAGUGUGUUAAGCAAGACCGGUUGUAUUCGACAAGGAAGAGAAAACGAGAAAAUAUAGGUAUGUGCUUAAAAAAGCCUAGUUCAAAAGCAAGAUUAAUAAUUGGGGAGAGUCUUGCAAAGUCUGAGUCUGAUGUAAGUGUUCCAGUACUAUCAGAAGGUAGAAUAGACGAUGAACAUAGUUAUUGAGGUAUUAAGGUCUAAGGUGUGAUCGAAAAAUGUGUCAAGUUAAAGGUGUACCUAUCUCAUGUCUUUCUACCAUAGUCCACAAAUUUUUCAGUAACCCUUUGUAUUAAAAGCAAUGCUAGUGUAUCAAGGUAAAAAAAGUAGAUGCUUUUGUCUUAUGUAUUGAAUCCUAUGUCCACUGAGUGGUCUGUUUACUUUAAUGUUUGAGGAUUAUUAUAUUAACCAAAGCUGGGUAUACUUGUAUGUAGUAUGUAAUUCUGAUAUGUGUCUGAUAU